AUGUCUUUCCCUCAGUUUCGUAACGAUGUACCGGUCGGUUACUCCGUCAGGCCAACUCGCCUCCAGACGGCAGAUAUCUGUCUCCCGCGGCCGUUGACUGAGUCGUCGCCCGACCGGACAUUCUGGGUCAUCUACAUCCACGGCGGCGCCUGGCGCGACCCCGCCAUAACCUCCACUUCCAUCCAGCCAACCCUGACCCGCCUGCUCAACAGUCCCGAAACCCUCUGCCGCAUCGCCGGCUUCGCCUCCCUCAACUACCGCCUCUCGCCCUACCCCACGCACGCCACCGACCCUAGCCGGCCCGACGACGCCGCCAGAAACGCCAGACACCCAGACCACCUCGACGACGUGCUCGCGGCGCUGCAGUGGCUGGACCGCGAGUACGACGUCGGCAGCCUUGGCAGGAGGGGGGGACGGGGCCACGAGUAUAUCCUCGUCGGCCACUCGUGUGGCGCGACCCUCGCGUUCCAGGCGCUGCGGAGGAUGGCCGGCCAUGGACCAAAUCACAGCCCGCGAGGCGGGUGCGGAAGCCAGGCGCUGCCGGCGGCCGUCGUGGGGGUUUGCGGCAUCUAUGAUAUCCCGCUGUUGGUCAGCACGCAUGAGCAUCCGGCGUAUCGCGAGUUUGUGGAAGCUGCUUUUGGGGAGGAGGAGCGGGAGUGGGCGGAGGUGAGUCCAGCUGAUGGGGUUGGGAGACUGCAGGACGGAGGGGGUGGGGGCGGGAUGCGCGUGGUGGUGUUGGGGCAGAGUAGCGAGGAUGAGCUUGUGGAUGGGGGACAGAGAGAUGCGAUGGUGGAGACGCUGCGGGAGGAGGGGUUUGAGGAGGGCGGUGCGGAUAAGGAACUUGUGGUCCUUGAUAUGAAGGGGAAGCAUGAUGAGGUGUGGGAGAACGGGGAGGAGAUUGUGAGGGCGAUUGAAGUCGCUUUGGAUAGAUUGAGUAGGCGGAUGUAA
Messenger RNA from Coniosporium apollinis CBS 100218, 948 nucleotides. RefSeq lists its product as uncharacterized. The coding region runs from base 1 to 948 and encodes 315 amino acids. NCBI's taxonomy places the organism in Eukaryota, Fungi, Ascomycota, Dothideomycetes. The transcript is spliced from 2 exons. Gene Ontology annotation, molecular function: arylformamidase activity. The record is from RefSeq and is a predicted model, not a curated record.